AUGGGCGUGUUGUUUUCAAAGGUAUGGCAAGCCUUCUUCAGCUACGACGAAUUCAAGGUCAUCAUCGUGGGUCUCAACAACGCCGGCAAGACCACCACCCUCUACAAACUGCUUCUGAAUGAAGUGGUGGCGACAGCCCCCACCAUCGGCAGCAAUGUGGAGGAGAUUGUCUACAAGAACAUCAAGUUUGUGAUGUGGGACAUCGGGGGACAGGAGGCCGUGCGGUCCUCGUGGACCACCUACUACGUCAACACCCACGCGGUGAUCCUGGUCGUGGACAGCACAGACCGUAAGAAUGUGAAGAUCGUGAAGGAGGAACUCGAGAAGAUGCUUCGACACGAGUCGCUUCGCACGGCCAAGAUACUGGUGUUCGCCAACAAGCAGGACCUGAAGGGGGCCAUGACCUCGGCCGAGCUCUCCGACGCGCUCAAUCUGCACGCCGUCAAGGACCACGACUGGCACAUCCAGGCCUGCUGCGCUCUCACGGGAGAGGGGUUGUUUGCGGGCAUGGACUGGCUGGCGCAGCAGAUCAAAGGAUGA
Molecule: messenger RNA, 540 nt
Organism: Acanthamoeba castellanii str. Neff
Lineage: Eukaryota; Discosea; Longamoebia; Acanthamoebidae
Product: Arl5family small GTPase
Exons: 5
Coding region: 1-540 (179 amino acids)
Biological process (GO): vesicle-mediated transport; protein localization to Golgi membrane; intracellular protein transport
Cellular component (GO): cytoplasm; trans-Golgi network
Molecular function (GO): GTP binding; GTPase activity
Source: RefSeq, a predicted model, not a curated record